This is a messenger RNA of Fasciola hepatica (liver fluke), 1182 nucleotides long. Lineage: Eukaryota; Metazoa; Platyhelminthes; Trematoda; Plagiorchiida; Fasciolidae. The record is from the annotation of a GenBank genome assembly.
AUGUCGAGUCAACCUAGGCCACGUAAACAGCGUUUCCCCCGUGCUGACCGACCGCGUAGACCUUACGGUCCAUGUGCCAGAGGUGGACCAACAGACGACGACUUUGCAUCCGAUGACGAUUCCCUGUAUUUCAAUAAGCGACCACGUCAUCUGAGUUCAUCAUCAACGAAACCCUUUCGUCCUUUAAAAUCGCCGUACGCAUCCAGAGACAAUUGUCUUUCUAAUUGUCGAACAGAUAAACGUGCAAGGGACGAGCACAACGAGCAAGAACGAAGUCGUCGACGCGAGUUGGCUGUGAUCUACGAGUUGAUCCGUUGCAGUUUUUCAGAAGAUGAUCUUCGCUAUUUGGAGCCUUACAGUGGACCUAAAUCUAUCGAUAAAUUAUCUUAUCCGCAAGUUCUUCAAGUUGCCUAUCAUCUGUUACGGGAAGAAGAGCAUAACCUGAUGCUUUUUGAGCGAACUCUGGACGAAAUCAAACGAAUUGAGAAAGAGUUAGUCCAUGUUGGUCUGUCCGUGCCACAGCGCCCGUUCUAUCCUUCUAUAUCGGACGGUUAUCGUAAGGUGGUCCAGGUGGUGGACAGUCUGCUCAAACAUGACAAGAAUGCCCGGACUCCGGACGGUGUUUAUGAGGUGACACCAGCAGAACGCGCUGCUCUGGGCAAUCUACAGUUGGCCUCUCUCCGACCUCGUGCUGGUUGCACGUAUACGGAGAGCGUGACAUCUGUUGUACCUACCACCACUGCGCGAUCGAACUACGCGGAAAUGCAGUUUUCCGGUCGGCGUGCGCGCGACGAUCAAACCACGUCACGUGCCCGACCCAGCGAAGUGUCUCAUCUAAAUCCUACGGAGGGUUCAUUGAUUUGGCAGAAAGUUGAGCGGAAGCUACGCCGUUCCUCAUCAGCUGCCUCAAUAUCCGGUAUUGAAUCACACACCCCACAAUCCUAUUCUUCUCAGCUCUCUGAGCAAUUCUCAGGUCGGGGUCUGUUUUUCAGCGAAGAUAAUUGGGACGCGAAUGAAGAUAUUAAACCGUUGUUGAAUAGUUUGGUCCCGGACACCAGUGACACCGAAAAAGAUGAUGACAUUAAACCGUUACUUGGCAGCUUGUUACCUUCUGUAAUGGGCAUUGAACCUGCGGAUAACGAUGCUGAUGUAAUGAUUAACUUCCUUCCUCAUCUGGGCUAG